Messenger RNA from Zootoca vivipara (common lizard), 4894 nucleotides. It is a transcript of the gene MFAP3L, whose product is annotated as microfibril associated protein 3 like. The record is from RefSeq and is a predicted model, not a curated record. NCBI's taxonomy places the organism in Eukaryota, Metazoa, Chordata, Lepidosauria, Squamata, Lacertidae.
GCGGGCAGGCGGCACACCGAAUGUCACCCCCCUCAGUGAUGACACCCAUGGCGGACCGCCCCCACCGCACCCCUUCCUCUGCCCCUCUGUGCUGCUUCAGUAAAUCCUGGUGUUUUGCAUUUCCUUCCAAGCCAAAAUCUGUAGGUUGCAUAUAAUAAUCUUGUUUGGAAAUACAUUGGUUUGGAUACUCUUAAAACAAGGCUUCAUGAAAUUCAGAGUCUCCUAUGUCAUCAUAAAGGGUUGCAUUAAUUAAUUUGCAGGGCACAGUACCACAUAAAGAGGUGGCCAAGCAUUGCUUUGUUGUCUUGGGAUUAAUGGGGGGGUGACAACAUUUUGCUUACAUAAUGCUUUCUACUCUUCAUUACAUGACACAAUCAAGGAAAGGAUUACAACUGAGGGCUGUGAAAAUCUUCACCAGACAUCGACUUGUUAACCAUUUGAAGCUAAUGGGCUAGCCUAAUUUCUGCCUAAGCUUUUUGCAGACCAUUCCCUUUGGCGUUUCUGCUUUUGGGCAAUUCUCAGUCAGGGAGGAAAGAAGGCCUCCUGGUCCUUACAGCACUUGCUCUGGACACCAGCUGUUUGGUGUUUCUUGAAACACUAAUACAGGGAGGCAGCAACAGCAGAGAGAUGGUUAUUUACUCCCUGGGUAUAUCUUCUCAAGUUCUGGUGUGCUACUGCUGCUUCCAAGGAUUGCUGGACUUUUCUGCCCCCAUGACUCAACUAUUGAUAGAUUUGUUGCUCUAUUAAUAAUAUCAACCACAUUGCACUGCUUUAAUGGAACAGAUCACAACUUACUUUCUGGUUCUAGUGAAACCUUAAUUGCAUCGCCAGUGGAGAGGUUUUUUGCUGGAUAAUUGACUGCUAAAAGGUUAUAAUAAUUCAAAUGUGUUUCAGGGCUCUGUCUGCAUUAUAAGCUAUGACCUUAGCUACAUUCUGUCACACAAAAAUCACGUGUGCUUAAAUAUUUUUGCACACACACACCCCACAGCCCCACACACUUUAAAUCCACAGCCUUUUACAUAUGUACUUAUGUGAUUACCUCUAGGUGUUGUAGGAUUACACCUCCCAUCAUCCUUGACCAUUGGCCAUGUUGCUUGAGUUUAAUGGGAAUUGGAGUCCAGAAGCAUCUGAAUGAUACCACAUUGCCUACUCAUGGUGGUAUUAUUUUCUUGGCUCUUAAAAUUUCACGGAUCGAGGUUAAUAUUACCCAUGGCUUCUUCAGGACAGUGUACUACACGAUUCCUGGCCCAUCCUUAAGUCUGCUCUGCAGUGCACAAGAAGACAGAUGAACAUGUUCAGCCGCCACCUCCUUUUGUCCUUUUGGACUACCGUACACCUUUCCAUCUUGCUAGCAGUCUUGACAGCUGCUGAAGAUGUCACGAACAGCACUUUAAACCACACUCAUAUGCUCUUAGGAUCUGUGCCUGUGGUCGUCUCCAGAAUUGAUCACAUUAUAGUCAAGGAAGGUUACAGUGCCUUGAUUGACUGCAACGUUCAAGGUCAUCCGGGGCCAGAUUACAAGUGGUACAACUCCAACGGCCAUUUGCUGAAGGAAGAUGGGAAUACAGCAGGGAAAUGGAUUUUUGACAACGGGCAAUUGAACAUUACUAGUGUGUCAUUUGAGGAUCGAGGAAAAUACACGUGUGUCGCUUCUAACAUCUAUGGCCAAGCAAAUAACACAGUGACUCUGAGGGUUGUCUUUACCUCUGGAGAUAUGGGGGUCUACUACAUGAUUGUAUGUCUUGUAGCAUUUACCAUUGUCUUGAUCUUAAACAUCACUCGGCUGUGCAUGAUGAGCAGCCACCUAAAGAAGACCGAGAAAGCCAUCAACGAUUUCUUUCGGACGGAAGGGGCAGAAAAGCUGCAGAAAGCUUUUGAGAUUGCGAAACGCAUCCCAAUCAUCACAUCGGCAAAGACCCUUGAGCUUGCCAAAGUCACACAGUUCAAGACCAUGGAGUUUGCCCGCUACAUUGAAGAGCUGGCUAGGAGUGUCCCACUGCCCCCUCUCAUCAUGAACUGCAAGACUAUAAUGGGAGAAAUCAUGGAGGUGGUGGGGCUAGAGGAGCAGGGCCAUAACUCUGUAAGGCAGUCAGCUGAAGGACAAGAGACUGCUGAGACGGAAGAGAUGUACAUGAUUCCCAACUCCAUAAAGCGUAGCAACUCUCUCACCGCUGACUCAGAUGCUUCCUCUCUGCACGAACCACCGCUGAAGAUUGCGAUAAAAGUGUCGGUCCACCCGUUGGCUAAAAAGGACUGGGUGGAUGACCAGUCACAUGGCAGUAUACAAUUGGAAAUUAAAAAGGAGAAGGAAGAGGAAGAAAUUGUCCAAGCGCCAGAAGAACCUCCUGAGCCGGCCUCAGAGCCUUCCAGUGAACCAAACACUCCUGAGACAACUCCGGGAAGCAACAUGGACACAAGCACUGUUUAUGAAAGCCAUGUAUGACACAAUCUUCAAAUCUAUGCAUAGCAAGAAUAUUAGGUGAAGCACUCUUUAAAAAUAAAAAAAGGAUAAUGUUUUGUCAAUAAGCCUUACCUAAAGACUAUCAUAGCAAAAGCCUGCAUGUGUGGAUUACUGGGCCCUUUCUUCCUGAGGGUCGAACCAGACAUUACGGCGGAAAGCACACCGUACGUUUAAAGCGCAUUUCCACCACAACCUCCAAAAAAGAAUGCUGAGAAGUGAAUUUUACCCCUUGUAGCUCCAAUUCCCCACACUCUCUAAACAAACUACAGUUCCCUGGAUUCUUGGAGGGGGUUACUUUAAAUGUAUGGUAUGUACCCACUUAGCAGGACUAGCAAUCACACCUGGUUGUGUGUUGUUGUUUUUUAAUUUAAAUACCACACAUGGGAUUCUCCACUUUUCGACUUGGUUUGGGAGCCUAGGGGGUUUGUGGAACCCAGGAGAUUUAACCUUUUCUCUCCAGCCACAACCCCAACGAACCUCUUCCCUACACUCUGCAUGUGCAGCAGUUGGCAUUUAGCAGCAAAAGUUUCCAUUGCUGAAAAAUAGUGGUCCCACCACACAUCUGAUGAGGAAAGGGGAAGCCCUGAUGUAGCUGCUGGUUGUGCUAUGAAAGUCUGGCUUGGCCCUUAGUUUAGUCAGGAGGUUUGUGAAGGAAUAAUUGCUAUUACACUAAUAUGAAUUGCAUUUUAAUGUUCAGGAGAUUUUUUUUUAAAAAAAAUUCACAAAAUAUUUACCUCAGAAGAGUUUGGAUCAGCGUUGCUUGCAAUGGGUACUUGGAAACCAUGUCUAGUGCUUGGAAACAGGACUUAUAAGCCUGGGUCCCCGAAGACCCUUGACUUCGGAGCAGGGCUGCUGAAGUCAACGGAACUAUUGUUUUGUUCUACUGUUGAAAUGUUUCUCAGUUUAUGUAACACGGCAAAGAUGUUCUCUCGCCCCCAACCGCCUGCCUUGCCGCUUUCUGCUCUGUGAAUUGGUCCCUUACGUGUCUCUUGUGACUUUGCUCCCACAAUUUUGUAGUGCUGUUCAAGAGGGAGCAUUUCCCUAGCCAAAUGAAAAUCUAUGUGGGAUGCCAUUUACUAGCGCUUUGUAGCAAGCAAGAAGAAGGUCAGAUGAAUUUACUUCAUUUGAAAGCAGGCCAUUUGUAUUUAGAGCAUGUGGAGUGGGGGAGGGUGGAGCGGGGGAAAUGCCCUCCUUCUUUUGCUCCUCUGGAAGAAAGAGCCCAACAAAUGUUGCUCCAAGGGGAGGAUACACUAAGCCACUUGUUACCGUUGGAAGAGGGCUAUUUGUCUCCAGCUAGAAAGCUUUAUACAAACAAGGAGUGCAGUCUGGAGCACAGUUGCCCACUCCCCCAGCUAUGAUGGCCACAUGCAAAGGAGAACAGGGCCCCUUAUGUAAGAGAGGAAGUACUACAGGUGAUGUUGGUCAUGAAGGAACUAGAGGAUCUCCACACAUCAACAUCCCCUUCUUCUGCACCACUGCUAAAGGAAUGUGCAGCCCUGUCCUCUUUUGCAUCUCGUCACCCUAACACAGUUCAGCUUCUUCCAAGUGUUGUUGUUGGACUGCAUGUCCCAUCAGACCCAGCCAGCCUUACCAGUUGUCAAGGACGAUGGGAGUUGUAGUCCAACAACAUCAGGUUGAGGGAGGCUGCCCUAAUCUAUGCACAAUACUGUUGAAUUGUAAUGAAAUGUGAAUGCAGGUCACUGUGUAGUUUGUUACCAGCAUGGGGACAGCACUUGCAAAUCUAUGAUUUGGAGGGGGAUUUAGCUAUUUGCUCAGAUGUUUGGAAAGAAGCCAUUAGACCUCUGUGAAGUCAAUGAAUGUAAAUCUACACUGGCAUUUAUGGGCAGCCUGGUAUUGGGCAAGUCUUGAACUGAAGGAUAACUUGACUGCAUAAAUUAUGUGAACGUAUUGAAGGAUGCAGGAUGUAACAAUCAUAGUGAUCUGGUUUAUAUCUUAUUAGAUAUAAUGUAGGUCAACAGGCGCCAAUCACUGUGGUACAGAUGGUCAACUUAGCAUAGCUCCAGCAGAUUCUACUUCCCAGACGUCACCAAGAAGCAUAUAGUUUUCCUAAAAGAUCAACUCUUGGAUAGCCAGAGAGUCAUUAUGUAUGUACGUUAAUAGACAGGCUGUGCUAAGGAAGACAGCCGUACAUUAAAUGUUCACAUGAAAUGUCUUCUGAUCUCACUGAGGCUCCUUUUAGGAAUCUCAUAAGAGACCUACUGGAUCCAACACUACUGGAUCAGAUGCAAAGGGGGGAAUUCUGUGUGGAUGAGUGAUACUAGCUCCACCUCCUGUUGUUAUGGUCACUCUCCGUGAGAUGAGUGGAGACUGUCCUCCUGUACUUGUGAAUUCUCCCUGCACAUUUUAGAACACUGAGGGAUUCUUAAAUCUGCAAGGAGCCUCCACAAGUACAGGGCAGCAGUGUGGGUGUGC